This is a messenger RNA of Podospora pseudocomata, 1549 nucleotides long. RefSeq lists its product as uncharacterized. The record is from RefSeq and is a predicted model, not a curated record. The coding region runs from base 47 to 1045 and encodes 332 amino acids. Gene Ontology annotation, cellular component: nucleus. The transcript is spliced from 3 exons. NCBI's taxonomy places the organism in Eukaryota, Fungi, Ascomycota, Sordariomycetes, Sordariales, Podosporaceae. Gene Ontology annotation, biological process: negative regulation of transcription by RNA polymerase II. Gene Ontology annotation, molecular function: RNA polymerase II cis-regulatory region sequence-specific DNA binding; DNA-binding transcription repressor activity, RNA polymerase II-specific.
GAAAUGGUCCGUGCGUUUACUAUUCUGGUCUCCCAUCCUGGGUUGAAUGAGCAUCACGCGCCCCGCCAACUUUUCAACUGUCAUCCUUCGACACGACUGCAAAGUAUCCAUCGACUUUGGAUCUCCGCACGUGCAAAACACAGUCAACAUGAGCGCUGAACUAGAAGCCGAGAGACAAGAGUACGAGAAUCAGCUCGAACUCGUCGUCACAUCGCUCAAAGAUGAUCCCGAUAACGCCGAACUCCAGACCCUCAAGGGUGACCUUGAGGGCAUGAUCCAGAUGAUCAAUGAUUCCAUCGCUGAGUUGAAGCCUAAAUCCGCGCCCGCGCCGCCGAAGCGACAGCCCUCCCCACCGCCAGCGCCAAAGGAGAAGUGGUCGCGAGAGAACCACCCAGCCUUCAAGAAAGCCGGCCCCGAAGCGGCCGAGGAGAAGGAGUCGGACGUCGUUGUAAACUACCAAGUCAACGACACAGUGAUGGCCAAAUGGGCGACUGGCGACAAGGGCUUCUACCCGGCGAGAAUCACGUCAGUUACCGGCUCCAAGACCGCGCCGAUUUACACUGUCAAGUUCAAGAGCUAUGAUACGGUUGAGACGUUGAGAGCGAAGGAUAUAAAGCCCAUGCCUGCCCAGAAGCGCAAGGCUGACGGGAUCAGCACAGCGCCUACAGCCGGCCCGUCUUCCUCAUCAUCUACCCCAGCCUACGGUUCGGGUUCUGCGACGCCAACAGUGAACAAUGGGAUCGUCAAGUCUGCUCCUGCUGACAUGUACCCCCAGGCGCAGGCCGCGGCGGAGAACAACCCAGACGAGAAGCCGAAACCGAAGUUCAAGAAGAUAAAGGCGACGAAGGAGCUGGAGGCGGGGAAGAAUAAGUGGCAGGAGUUUACUCAAAAGGGAAAGUUUGGGAAGGCUGCGAAGAAGGAGAGCAUGUUCCGCACGCCGGAGGGUGUCAAGGGGAGAGUCGGGUUUACUGGCUCUGGCCAGACCAUGCGCAAAGACCCUACCCGCAGUCGGCACAUCUACCAACCCAACGAAGAUUUGGAUUGAGCAAUUCUUCAAAAGAGUCUUGGACUAACUCGGGUUGUUUUCUACUUUCAGAACCUUUUUCCGGCCCCCCAUGGGAGACUAUUCAUUCUCGUCCCGGCGUUCAUAGCGGCAUCAUCAUUCGACAUAUCAUCAGCAAGGAGGACAUGACGGCUAGCGUUGGGAUCAACUGGCUGAGAUCAAUGGGAGGGAAUUUGGCGUUUAUGGUCUUGCUAUCAUUCGCUCGGGUUGCUCCCUGGUUUGCCCUGCUCUUGAUUCCGUUUCUACUUUUGAGAAGAAGAUGGAUGGCUAACAGUGGUGCUCCGCAAUAUGUGACCAAACCAGCUACUUCACCAAUAGAGGGCUCAGUUGGCCGACCUUUGUUGAGUAUCUUGCGCAUAAUCACGGGGCAAGGGGCUAAUGGAAGGCUGUACAUAGAUUCGAUUGGCCUGGGAGAUGGCGGGUCAUUGGGGCUGCCAUCUCACUUGCUGCUGUUCCAUGUAGUAAUAAGAUACCCUACGCUAUCCA